AUGUGGCGCGAAGAUGGAAUAGCAGAAGUUGUGCAAGGCGACCCAAACCCGUUUGGAGAAGAUUCUAAUUGUUUGGAGGCGCUAUUGUAUGAUGAUCAAGUGAAAGACAUACAAUCAUUGAGUGCGAAAUGCAAUAACACUCCACGGAUUGUCUUAACUUCAGAUCGGCCUGUGACAGUCACACUCGGGGCGGAAUGUAUCUACGAAGACGAAAGACAAGAUCCGACAGGGGCCCUUCAAAUAGUCGAUUUACAAAUAGCGUCGGGCAAAUUGGAUGACGAUCCUGCUCAGGUGCAAGACACGCUGAUAGAAGUUGACAUGGGAUCCGGAGUACAAACCAAGCCUAUGUUCAUCAGUGAUCAGUUUGAUAAAGGGACAGUUGAUAAACUAAUCGCUUUACUGCGAGAAUUUAAAGAUUGCUUCGCAUGGUCAUAUGAAGAAAUGUCGGGAUUGGACCGAUCUGUUAUUGAACAUAAGUUGCCGCAAAAGGCUGGGUUCAAGCCGUUUCGGCAGCCUCCGAGACGUAUGUCAAAAGAAGUGGAGACACUAGUUCAUGACGAAAUCAGACGACUCGAGGCAGCCGGGUUUAUUAGAGAAGCUAAAUAUACAGAGUGGUUAUCUAACAUUGUCCCAGUCAUGAAAAAGAAUGGUAAAUUGAGAGUUUGUGUCGAUUUCAGGAACUUAAAUUUAGCCACGCCGAAAGACGAAUAUCCAAUGCCCAUUGCAGAUAUGAUGGUUGAUGGCGCGGCCGGACAUACCAUUUUAAGUUUCCUCGAUGCACACUCUGGUUAUAAUCAAGUCCCGAUCGACGAAAAAGAUGUAUCCAAAAUAGCAUUUCGUUGUCCAGGGCCGAUCGGCGCAUACGAAUGGGUUGUUAUGCCAUUCGGCCUAAAAAAUGUUGGGGCCACUUAUCAGAGAGCGAUGAAUAAAAUGUUCGCAGGUUUGGAUUGUCUGGAAAUUUAUAUAGAUGAUGUGGUCAUCAAGUCACAGACCAGCGAACAACAUUUGAUCAACCUGAGAGAUACCUUUGUCAGAAUGAGAGAAAAUGGCUUGAAGAUGAACCCUUUAAAAUGUGCGUUCGGUGUAUCAGCUGGUAACUUCCUCGGUUUUCUAGUUCACCAAAGGGGGGUAGAAGUUGAUAAAAACAAAGCGCAGGCGAUCAUAUAUGCUGAACCUCCUAAAACCAAGAAACAACUUCAGAGAUUGAUCGGCCAAAUUAAUUUUUUAAGGCGAUUUAUUUCAAACACAGCGGGCCGAUUAAGAAGUUGGAGAACAUUACUAAAGGCCGGAGGAACAUCUCAGUUCGUUUGGACAGAGGAGCAACAAAAAGUCUUUGACGAGAUCAAGACUUAUUUAGUCAAGCCUCCAGUCAUGAUGCCCCCUAAGCAGGGACAGCCGUUAUUGUUAUAUAUUUCGGCAGCCCACGAAUCGUUAGAAUGCAUGUUGGCACAUGAAGAUCAAGGAGUCGAAAGAUCGGUUUAUUAUCUGAGUAAAAGCCUAACCGACACAGAAAUUCGAUAUUCUACUAUCGAAAAGCUAUGUCUAUGCCUUUAUUUUACAUGCUGUAAAUUAAGAUAUUACAUGCUUCCGGUAGUGGUAUAUGUUUUAUCUCAAACAGAUGUGAUCAAAUACAUUCUAUCUCGACCGUAUCUGAGAAAUCGGCUUGGAAAGUGGGCUAUUGCAAUGUCAGAAUUCACUUUAGUCUAUGUUCCACAAAAAGCCGUUAAGGGACAAGCAUUAGCAGAUUUUUUAGCCGAUCAUCCCAAUGUCCCGAUCAAGGAGGUGACCUGCUUCGAUCUAAUUCCUUGGAAGCUUUGGUUUGACGGAUCUAAAACUAAUAAAGGGGCAGGCGCAGGGAUAUUAAUUGUCUCGCUGCAAGACUUGGUUUUUCGAAUGUCCUUUUCAUUAACAUUCCAAUGUACUAAUAAUCAAGCGGAAUACGAAGCGCUGAUCAUUGGGUUGGAGGUCUUGGCCGAGCUAGGAGCUAAAGCUAUUCAAGUAAAAGGAGAUUCUUUGUUAGUUAUUAAGCAAGUUAUUGGCGAGUUCAAAUGCGAAUCAGACGUCUUGAUUAGGUACUGCAAUAAAGCCAAACACCUCAUGGAUGGUUUUUCUGAAACAUGGAUAGAGUUCGCAGAAAGAGCAGAAAAUGAAGAGGCGAACAACUUAGCCCAGCAUGGAAGUGGAUACAAAAUCAUGGCAGGUUUUGAGGUUAUUGAGAGGACAACGCCUUGUCUUCACACUGGGGGCAUAACACCAGAUGAUUGCAGAUCGGCAUACCACCUGGACACGACGGCCGAUUGGAGGAAAGAAUUGAUCGACUGGUUUAGACAUCCAGACCCGACGAAUCGGCGAACCAGAAUGUUGACCACCAACUAUGUGAUUCUGGCUGAUGAAUUGUACAAACGAUGUCGUGAAGGUCUAUUGUUCAGAUGUAUAGGACCAAAAGAAGCUAUGUUGGUCAUGGCUGAAGUACAUGAAGGAAUCUCGGGGGCACAUCAAGCUGGGCCAAGAAUGAGGUGGUUAAUACACAAAUACGCUUUUAUUGGCCGAAAAUGGAACAAGAUUGUAUCCGGUACGCCAGAGGAUGUGAAGCUUGUCAGAAAUUUGGACCGGUUCAACACGUUCCAGCAGACGUAUUACAUUCGAUUAUCAAGCCGUGGCCAUUUAGAGGAUGGGCAGUAG
Molecule: messenger RNA, 2682 nt
Organism: Mercurialis annua (annual mercury)
Lineage: Eukaryota; Viridiplantae; Streptophyta; Magnoliopsida; Malpighiales; Euphorbiaceae
Exons: 2
Coding region: 1-2682 (893 amino acids)
Molecular function (GO): nucleic acid binding; RNA-DNA hybrid ribonuclease activity
Source: RefSeq, a predicted model, not a curated record